CAAGCUAAGAGAGCUUGUUUCAGAGGAUGGUUUCUUUAAAUGAAAAACUAUUCUUUUGAGUGGCAAUGCUAAGAAAAUAUUGAAGUUCAGUCUUGAAUAUCUCCAAAGAAGAAAAAAGAAGAUGACAUUUAAGAAAGACUUUAAACAACAAAUGGUGCCCGAAUGGGAGAAAGACUACAUGGACUAUGAAGGCCUGAAAAAAAUAUUGAAAGAGGUCAAAAGCUGCAAACAAGCUACACAACAUAGAUCCUUGAAUCACAGACUCAGCCUUCAAAGAGCAUUGGGUGGACUUCGCUUGCAUGGUAGCAAUCAUACGAGGGAGGGAGAUAUUGAAGACCAGGUUAUAGAUGUUAAGGCAUUAGAGCUAGAUGGUUCUAAACAGUUAUAUAAGACCAAAAUUCAAAAGCACCAUGAAGAAGGAGGAGAGGCUGAAACAAGAUUCUUUCAGAAGCUGGAUGAAGAGCUCAACAAGGUCAAUUCCUUUUACAAGGAUCAGGUGGAGGCAGCGAAGCAUGAAGCAACCCUUUUGAGUAAACAAGUGGAGGCUUUUGUUGCACUUCGGAUAAAGGUGAAAAACCCUGAUCAAGGAUUGAAGCAGAUUGGUUCCUCAGCUGAAGAGAGUAUGGAUCAAAAUAAUCAGAAAAUAGAUUCUACGGGUGGCCCUGAAGCUGAUCCUAUUCAACAGGCCAAUAGAAAUACUCAUCUUGAGGAUGAAGCACACGAUAAUUGUAACAGAAGAGAUCCCAUGGAAAUCCUUGAGCAAGUAAAGAUUGAUGAUGCUCUUCAAUCUCCAACAUCAACAAUUAAAAGUGCUUUUACAGAUUCCAGUGAUGAUGAAUUAAGCUUCAACAAAGAUGAGCUUAGGAAAAUUGAAAAGCAACUGAGACUUGUGUUUACUGAGUUCUAUCAGAAACUCCUCCAUCUCAAAGAUUACAGUUUUCUGAAUCUCACAGCAUUUUCCAAGAUCAUGAUGAAGUAUGAAAAGAGUACAUCAAGGGCAGCAUCUAGAGCAUACAUGAGAGUAGUGGAUAACUCCUACCUGGGCAGUUCUGAUGAGGUUAAUUGUCUUUUGGAGAGGGUGGAAUCUACCUUCAUCAGGAACUUUACACAAUCAAAUCACAAAAAGGGGAGGAAAUUAUUAAGGCCAAAAACAAAAAGACAGAGGUACAACAUAACAUUUUUGUCAGGUUUCUUUUCUGGUUGUUUCCUUGCUCUACUGGUUGCUACUAUAUUAAGAAUAGUAUCUCAACAUUUGAUGAAGAAGCAGGAGGGGACAUUCUACAUGGAAAACAUUUUCCCCCUAUACAGUAUAUAUGGAUAUAUCACUCUCCAUAUGCUUAUGUAUGCUGCAAACACAUAUUUUUGGAAGCGUUAUAGGGUCAAUUAUCCAUUCUUAUUUGGCUUCAGACCUGGAACUGAGUUGGAUUAUAGAGAAGUUCUCCUUCUAAGCACUGGUCAUGCAGUGGUUGCACUACUAUGUUUCUUGAUAAAUUUGCAUCUGGAGAUGAACCAUAAGACAGCCACUGAACUUGUUCCUCUGAGCUUAGUUAUUCUUGUUCUUUUAAUUACCUUUUGCCCUUUCGACAUCAUGUACCGUUCGAGUCGUUUCUUCUUUUUACAGUGUUUAUUUCGCUGCAUAUGUGUUAGGCUUCCAGAUUUCUUCUUGGCUGAUCAGCUUACAAGCCAGGUCCAAGCUUUCAGGAGUUUUGAACUUUACAUAUGCUAUUAUGGCCUAGGAGAACACUCAAGGAGACAACAGAAGUGUCAAAGUCGUGGUUUCUAUAACAUACAGUAUUUCAUUGUUGGCAUCAUUCCUUUCUGGUUUCGCUUUGCACAGUGCAUGCGUCAAUGGUAUGAAGAAGGAGAUAUCACCCAUGCAUUCAGCGGUUUAAAUUCUCUCUCAACAAUUGUUGCCAUUGUCACUAGGACUAUCUUUGAACUAAAGAAGGUAACUACUUGGAAGGUGUUGGCACUCAUAAGUUCAGCUGUAGCAGUACUGCAGAACACAUAUUGUGACAUUGUCAUUGACUGGGGGCUUCUGAGAAGGCAUUCAAAGAACCCCUUUUUGAGGGAUAAACUCGUAGUUCCACACAAAAGUGUCUACUUCGUGGCCAUGGUCCUGGACAUAGUUCUUAGACUUUCCUGGAUGCAGUUGGUGCUGGAACUGAAUUGGCGCCCACUUCAUAAAGUGGCAAUGAUUACAUUUAUUUCCUGCCUUGAAGUUAUUCGUCGUGGCAUUUGGAACUUCUUUAGGUUGGAGAACGAGCACUUGAACAAUGUGGGAAACUACCGUGCUUUCAAGGCAGUCCCUCAUCCUUUCAGCUUUUAUGAUGAGGUAAAUGACAAGGACGACUAGUGGCGUUCAAUUGAAUGCAACACUGCAGCAGCUAGAGUUCAAAGCAAAAUAUAUAUUGACUUGGAUACUAAACAUAGUUUGAAAGAAGCUGGACGUAGAAAAAAUUGCUGCCAAUAU
Messenger RNA from Gastrolobium bilobum, 2473 nucleotides. RefSeq names its product phosphate transporter PHO1 homolog 10-like. Gene Ontology annotation, cellular component: Golgi apparatus; plasma membrane; cytoplasm. Gene Ontology annotation, biological process: phosphate ion transport; cellular response to phosphate starvation. The coding region runs from base 122 to 2356 and encodes 744 amino acids. Lineage: Eukaryota; Viridiplantae; Streptophyta; Magnoliopsida; Fabales; Fabaceae. The transcript is spliced from 14 exons. The record is from RefSeq and is a predicted model, not a curated record. Gene Ontology annotation, molecular function: inositol hexakisphosphate binding.